Molecule: messenger RNA, 3918 nt
Organism: Carlito syrichta (Philippine tarsier)
Lineage: Eukaryota; Metazoa; Chordata; Mammalia; Primates; Tarsiidae
Gene: STARD4
Product: StAR related lipid transfer domain containing 4
Exons: 6
Coding region: 94-711 (205 amino acids)
Biological process (GO): intracellular cholesterol transport; cholesterol transport involved in cholesterol storage; cholesterol import
Cellular component (GO): cytosol; endoplasmic reticulum
Molecular function (GO): cholesterol transfer activity; cholesterol binding
Source: RefSeq, a predicted model, not a curated record
GAGCUGUGCUGCCGAGACCGGUGAGCUAGGUGUGUGGUCGGCGCGCCUGGGCGGUUUCCAGCUCCCUGCUUCACCUCAGGUAAAAGAAAAAAAAUGGAAAGCCUGCCUGAUGCGGCUUCUUUUGCUACUAAACUUAAAAACACUCUCAUCCAGUACCAUAGCAUUGAAGAAGAUAAGUGGCGAAUUGCUAAGAAAAAGAAAGAUGUAACAGUUUGGAGAAAACCCUCAGAAGAAUUUAAUGGAUAUCUCUAUAAAGCCCAAGGUGUUAUAAAUGACAGUGUCAAUAGUAUAAUAGACCAUAUACGCCCAGGACCUUGUCGUGUGGAUUGGGACAGCUUGAUGACUUCACUGGAUAUUUUGGAACAUCUUGAAGAGAAUUGCUGUGUGAUGCGUUAUACUACUGCUGGUCAGCUAUGGAAUAUAAUUUCCCCAAGAGAGUUUGUUGAUUUCUCCUACACUGUGGGCUAUAAAGAUGGGCUUUUAUCUUGUGGGAUAAGUCUUGACUGGAGUGAAAAGAGACCAGAAUUUGUCCGAGGAUAUAACCAUCCCUGUGGUUGGUUUUGUGUUCCACUUAAAGACAAUUCAGACCAGAGUGUUUUGACAGGCUACAUUCAGACAGAUCUGCGUGGGAUAAUUCCUCAGUCUGCAGUAGAUACAGCCAUGGCAAGCACUUUGAUCAACUUCUAUGGUGAUUUACGAAAAGCCUUGUAAAAGUCAUAUGAUGUUCAGACUUGUAAUGCUAUGAUCCUCUGAAUCAACUCUUUCUCAGUUGCAUGGCCUAUAAAAAUCAUUGAUUCUACUCUUCUGCAUACCCUGUAGAAAAAUUUGAGAUGUUUUUGGUUUGGUAGUACAAUGUUUUAUUUUUAUUCCUAAAGUAAAUAUUUAAGAGAGAACAUUCCUGUUUUCUUAGACAGUAACUUGCACAUUGUUUGGUAUGACAGUAUGCCUAGGAAUGGAGAAUAUGAUAGAAGUCCACAAAGUCAGUACAGUUCUUUUGUCCAUACUCCUAAGAAAUUGAGAAGUGCCUCAGUAUGAAUAUUUUGGCUGCUUAGAAGUUAGAGAAAGCACAAGCAUUAUGUUGUUAGGUUAAAAUCAUUUAUUUUAGAGCUUUAUAAAGAUCUUAUAAAAUUUUAAUUUAAAUGUUAGUGCUUUACUUUUAAUAUCUUCUAGAGUUUAUCAAUAUCUUGAACAAAAGAAAAAAGUUCUUUUCUAUAUUUUUUUUAGUAAAGGUAAAAAAUGAAAAGACAAUAAAUACCUACAAUUUUUAUUGAGUUUAUUGGCAAACUCAAUCCUAGUAACAAGAGGUACAAUUCACAUGCAAUUUAGAUAGCAUUCUUUUGUGACUAUCUUUACAAACACAUUUAUGUCUUUAUGUGUAUUUAUUUGGGGACUCUUAAAAGCAUUUAUGCAUGAACAUGAUAGUACAAAAAUCUGCCAAAUGUGUAAUGAAGACAGCAUACAUAUUGAUGGAGCAGUUGUCUAGGUUGUGUGAAAUGGCUGGUGUAGUCUGUAAUCACCAACAGAGAGUCUUAUAGAAAGCCAAAUUCUAUAAAUGUUUUGUACAUAUUUUAGUUUUAAAAGUAUCACUUAAUUUAUAAAACAUUAUAAGCUGCAUUAUAAGUGUUCAUAACUGUGGUGUGACUUCAGUCUGGAACUAGAACAAAUGCAUACCUAGAUUUAUCAAAAUGCCUACCUGUCAUUUUAUAAUGGGUAAAGUUAACAAUAAUUUUAGUUCCUUGAGUGGCUGCCUUGAAUAUUUCUAAAUGAUUUGGGCGCUCUAAGUGAUUCUGUGGCUUUUGUAGUACCGAUGUAGUUUACUUCUAAAAUGAGAACUUGAGGCAUCUCUCAGUGUGUCCAGGUAAAACUUUAUAUGUAUUCAUGUUUGUGUACAUGCGCACAUCUCAAACUGUCUCACUGUUCACAGUUAGUUUAUGUGUUAUUGUUACUGUUUCCAUUGUUUCUUUCUUCUUUCUUUCUUUCUUUUUUUUUGGUUAAUAUGGGGUAAAGUGAGUCCUGGAAGUACUUACGUGCCAAACAGGCCACAAAAUGCACAAAAGUAUAGAGUAGUUCAAGUGCUUGAAGGUUUGAUCUUUGUUUUGCUUUUUUGUAUUUUUCUGAGUAUAAAGAAAGAAUAAAUCAUAGUUCUUUAUAUUCAACUGGAUAAAGUGUAAAAAUGAGCUUUUUUAAAAUUUAUUUUUUUGUUACUGGAGAUGAUAGGUUUCAAAAACAAAAUGUGGUAGCAACACAAUGUUCAUGAUGAAUAAUGUCAUAGUUUUUAGAUUGAAAAAUAAUUUGUUUCAAGAUCUGACAAGUGAUAUAUACAAAGGACUCUGUUCUUAAUUGAAGUCUAUUAAUUAACAAUAUCCUUUUCAAAAUUGAUUAUAACUUUUGAAUUCUCUGCUAAUUUUUCCUUCUAAAAUAGAGAAAGACAAUCCAACAGUUUAGCUUCCAGUUUCCCAUGGAAAUUGUUAAAUAUUAGUUUUAUCUAUUUUCCUUCAUUUGUUUUUAUUAGUAUAGAAUAGGAGGUAUCAUAGUCCAUUAUUCUGUUCAAAAUGGUGACAUUCCAAGGAUGUUCAUCUUGGGUAAGAGAUGUGCAACAAGGCUAUAUACUUUACCACAAGGGUUAUUAUUUCCUGAGCUAAGUGCCCCUAAAAACAAAUAAACUGCCCACUCUUGCUACUCUAGUGUUCUCUAUAUCCUUAUCAAUAUAUAGCUCCAGCAAGUGAUUACAUAAUUCACUGUUGAAUGUGGGCCCACUGGAGGUAAAGUGACCCUCAUGGAAAAAUUUUCAUUGCAAAAGUGAAUCAUAUGAUGAAUUUUUUUUAAAAAUGUGAAUUAUCUGAAAUUUAUGUGCAGCCUUUAGAUGGUACUUUUGAUCUGGGCUCUAGCUAUGUACUUAAAAAAAAAACAACCAGCUUUUCUGAGGUAUAAUUUACAUAACAUACAAUUUACCCAUUUUAAGUGUCUAAUUCAGUGAUUUUUAAAUACAUUUAUAGAGUUGUGCAACCAUCAACACAAUCUGGAUUUAGAAUAUUUCCAUCACUCCAAAAGAUCCCUUUUGUCUUUUUGCAGGCCGAUAUCUAAUCAAAGUUUAUUGCAGUUGCUAAUAUGAAGAAGGUGAUGAAAAGGAGUACAGUAGGUUUUAUUUGGUUUUGUUGUGAAGAGUGGAAGUGUUUGUGAUUCUAAGCUCAGGAAUCUUGUGAUAGUGUGUUAAAUAUGAUCAUUAAAUACCAUAAUGAUAUAAAAAUUUAAUGAUGUGGGUUGGGAUGAAUAUUAACAUAUAAUUGAUUUUACUGCUUACAUAGCAGUGCUAUAGGAUAGAAAAAUAAUGUAAGCCAUGUAUGUGAUUUAAAAUUUCCAAUAGCCAUAUUAAAAAAAAAAAUAGCUGAGGUAAUAUAUUUUAUUUAACGCAAUAUACCCAAAAUGUCUUCAUUUUAACAUGUAAUCAAUAUAAAAAAGUAUUGAAAUAGCUUAUCUUCUUCUUUUGUACUAAUUCUUUAAAACCUGGUGUGCAUUUUACUAAUUUGGACUAGCCACAUUUUAAGUGCUCACCACAUGAAGCCAAAGGCUAACUGGCUUACCACUGGAUAACCCAAUAUGUAUUAAUUUCAUCUUGCUGUAAGAUGAAACAGACAAUUUUGUGGAAUUACUAUCUUAAAUAGAAAUCUUUUCUAGUCUUUAGCGCCUUCAGUAUUUAUUAAAAAGGACAUUUGAACUUCAGAAAUAAAUUAGUUAGUAGUUUUCAAUAAAAUGAAAAUUAUUAUCAAAAAUAUUUUUCUUUGAAAGUUAUUAACUUUUGAUAUAGCAGUUUAUGAAAUGAAAGAAUAUAAUCUGCAUUGUGAUUGUAUGGUUAUUUUCUGUAGUUGAUAGGUGAUAUGUCUUUGAAAUGUGUGUAUGAGCCAGGCUCGGUGGCUCAGC